CUGAGGACGCAUGGCGCAAGAAGGGAUGGAGAAUAAGGAGCUCUCGACAACUAUUCGCGAAACCGAUGUCGAGGACGACGAGCCGACGUUGAUGUAUUAUGAAGAUGCACGAGCUGCCGCAGAUAUUAGCUUUCUGUCAAACACAAGCGAUCCGCUACAGCACUACCUCGUGGACACGCCGGACAACGUCGGCUUGGCCAAAAGACGCGCGGAAAUUACAAGAAAGAUGCAUUACUCCAUGGCUUGGUGCAAGGCUGUAUACCAGAGAUGCGCAUGGACGGUGUGCCAUGACAGUGCUCGAGCAUAUAUGAUGAUGUACGUACUCCCGACUGUCAUGGCCUCAGCCUGGCGAUGAGUAUAUUGACAGGUUCAACGCCGUCCCCUCGGAGAAGAAGCGUCCGCUGCACGACACCAUGGACGCGCUCUACCCAUGGCUGAGCAAGGCUCUCGACAGCUUCGCUACUCCUGAACAGAGAAAGAGGCGCCAGGAAUUUAGCGACAAGUUCUUCGCAUCUUCUGGAAGCUUCCACACUGGGCGACCAAUGAGUAUCGCUGCGCUUGUCGCAAAUUCAUCUGCAUGCAAUAAAGGGAGGCGGGAGCUGGUAAGCUGCGGUGCAGCUUUGGCUGACGCGCAGAAUUGCCCUCUAAGCGUUUUAUCCACCAACUCCAAAGACACAGGUUUCUAUCAGAAAAUGGGCUUCGUCGUGUUGCGUGCAAUAACGCUUGGAGCUGAGAAUCCUGCUUGGAAAGAAUCACCUGUCUCAAUAGACGUUAUGAUUCGAACCAUAAAGCACUCAUAGACGUCAGGCCUUAACACUCAGGGCCGGCCUGUUCAUCUCAUUUAUGUGCAUACGAACAGACAGUUUUCUCUGCUCCAGCGCACUUAAAUAACACAUGGGUCCUACCAUACAUGUCAACACAUCCGCUGCCAUCCCUUAUGGCCAGAGUUGAGUACAUCACCGUUCGUAACCGAUUAUAUAUAUAUAUAAAAGGGUGCUAUCGGAG
This is a messenger RNA of Phanerochaete carnosa HHB-10118-sp, 1005 nucleotides long. RefSeq lists its product as uncharacterized. The record is from RefSeq and is a predicted model, not a curated record. The transcript has 7 exons. The coding region runs from base 414 to 800 and encodes 128 amino acids. Lineage: Eukaryota; Fungi; Basidiomycota; Agaricomycetes; Polyporales; Phanerochaetaceae.